Messenger RNA from Prunus persica (peach), 663 nucleotides. RefSeq names its product protein FAR1-RELATED SEQUENCE 4-like. The transcript is spliced from 3 exons. Lineage: Eukaryota; Viridiplantae; Streptophyta; Magnoliopsida; Rosales; Rosaceae. The record is from RefSeq and is a predicted model, not a curated record. The coding region runs from base 1 to 663 and encodes 220 amino acids.
AUGGAGUGUGAAGGACAGGUGACACCGGAAGUAAGGUCGGAGUUGAAACCAAAAUUGGGACUUGAAUUUGAUUGCUGUGACGAUGUGUUCAAUUUCUAUAAUAUGUAUGCUGCGGAAGCCGGAUUCAGCAUUCGGUGCUCUACAACGAGGACGUGCACAUUGACAGGAGAGUUAAGCCUUCUUGAGGUGCAAGUAGGGGGAUUGGAAAAUGUUGGGUUUGUUAAGAGAGAUGUCUAUAAUUAUCUAAGGGACGUGCGUGGAGAGGUGAUUGGCCAUGAUGCAGAGCUGCUUAAGGAGCAUUUUAUGGCUAUGCAAGAAAAGAAUGAAUCCUUUUAUUUCAAGAUGGAGGUAGAUUCAAAAGGAAGGAUGGAUUCAUUUGUAUGGUUGUUAGAGGAAUUCAAGAAAGCCAUGCCGGGUGAGCAACCCAAAAUGAUCAUCACUGAUCAAGAUGCAGCCAUGUCAAAGGCAAUUGCUGUAACUCUCUCGACAACAUUCCAUAGAUAUUGCAUAUGGCAUAUCUUCAAUAAGAUUAUAGAGAAACCCGGCAUUGGAGAAUGUUUUUCGGAAAUGUGUAAAUGCAUAUGGGGUAUGGACAAGAAAGAAGAAUUUGAUGCGAAAGGGGAGGAAAUCAUCACAAACUAUGGGCUGCAAGACCAUACUUAG